AGUCCACAACAGAUAGUUAGCUUUUCGAGUCUCUCUCUUUUCAUAUAGAAAUAUUAGCUCAGCUCCUUCUGGCGCACUUUCUACAACGUAACGAGAGGACUUGCUGGUGUCUUUAUUGCGAAUCACCUUGGUUUUUUUAUUUCUUCGUCUUUCUUGUGUUUUGCUUGUGCGUGUAAGCACAGUAGAAUCUAUCGGUUUGUGUUGUCAGGUCUUGCUGUCAUUUACGCCGUCUUUCGCCUUUCUGUGUGGCGGUGUUUUGCGUACCGUUUGCUUAGGUUCUAUUAUCGUCGCGGUGGAUCACUUGUUUCGGUCUCCAUCCCCUACCGGUUCUCCCUUUUUGUUGUUGUUGUUUGCGCUGCCUUACGCCACACCAGUGGCUUCGGUGUAUUAUUAUUAUUAUUAUUGUUAUUGUUAAAGCUCUCUUUUGUUUCGCAGAGCUCGGAACUUCGUGCGGAUCGCUUUGUCUGGGAACUGGUUCAGCAAUCCACAUACAAUCGAACACACACACGCACACACGCAGAAAUGGAGGAGAUUAAGACGUACACCUAUAAGUCGGGUGCCGUGUAUGAGGGCAACUUCAGCGGCAACAUGCGCUCCGGCCGCGGCCACUGGACUCACCCCCAGGGAGAGACCUACGAAGGCGAGUACCAGAACAACAAACAGGAGGGACUGGGCAUUUACAUCUUCAAGGACAGCGGAAAGCGCUACCUGGGCCACUGGAAGGAAGGCCAGAUGAGCGGCGAGGGCCUCUACGUCUUCAACCGCGACCGCACCGCCUACUACUUUGGCAACUACACCAAGGAUAAGAAGGACGGCGUAGGCCACUACAUGUACGAGAACGGCGUCAUGACGACGCAGCAGUGGAACAUGGGCGCUCUUGUCAACGAGGAGGAAACGGCGCCAGUGGAGGAGGUGGAGGUGGUGAUUAAGAUGAAGGAGCUGCGCGAUGCGGUGCGGGCGGUCGCGCCGAAGGAGCUCGGCGAGGUUCCGCCGCCGUCCGAGGUGCGCACCUUCCAAUUUCCCUCCGGCGCGACUUACACCGGCCAAUACUUCGGCACCAAGAAGCACGGCCGCGGGUACUGGCUGCACCCGGAGGGCGAUAGCUACGAGGGUCAGUUCGACAACAACCACCACAACGGCUGGGGCGUCUACGUGAUUGGCCGUAGUGGGAAGAAGUACGUGGGCCACUGGCGCGACGGAAAAAUGAACGGCAUCGGUGUGUACUUCUUCAACCCACAGGAGACGGAGUACUACGUAGGUCUCUACCGCGACGACGUGAAGAACGGACGCGGCAUGUACCACUUCGCCGAGAGCGGCGCGAGCAUGGUGCAGAUGUGGGAGAACGGCACCCUGCGUCAGGAGUCGGAGGCGGAUAAGGAGACGGAGGAGAAGUACGUGGCGGCUAUUAAGAAGAUCAUAGAAACUGUGAAGCCGUUCGCGCCCAACUACGAGCCGGUGGCGUUUGCUUCUUCUUCUUCACCUUGA
Molecule: messenger RNA, 1485 nt
Organism: Leptomonas pyrrhocoris
Lineage: Eukaryota; Euglenozoa; Kinetoplastea; Trypanosomatida; Trypanosomatidae
Exons: 1
Coding region: 523-1485 (320 amino acids)
Source: RefSeq, a predicted model, not a curated record